Molecule: messenger RNA, 5546 nt
Organism: Heterocephalus glaber (naked mole-rat)
Lineage: Eukaryota; Metazoa; Chordata; Mammalia; Rodentia; Bathyergidae
Source: RefSeq, a predicted model, not a curated record
CUCAGUUGAAAAGGAAAAUAGCUUCCCAAAGGUUAUACCCAUGGUUUAAUACCACCUCUAGCCAUGGGCCUGUUGGGAAUACUUUGUUUUUUAAUCUUCCUGGAGAAAAGCUGGGGACAAGAACAAACGUAUGUCAUUUCAGCACCAAAAAUACUCCGUGUUGGAGCAUCUGAGAAUAUUGUCAUUCAAGUUUAUGGAUAUACUGAAGCAUUUGAUGCUACAAUCUCUCUUAAAAGUUAUCCUGAUAAAAAAUUUAGUUACUCUUCGGGUUAUGUUAAUUUAUCCCCAGAAAAUAAAUUUCAAAACUCUGCCUUCUUAACAAUACAACCUAAACAAUUGUCUGGAGGACAAAACACAGUUUCCCAUGUGUAUCUGGAAAUCGUAUCAAAGCACUUUUCAAAAUCGAAAAAAAUCCCUAUAACCUAUGACAAUGGAUUUCUCUUCAUUCAUACAGACAAACCUGUUUACACUCCUCACCAGUCAGUAAAGGUUAGAGUUUAUUCACUGAAUGAUGACUUGAAGCCAGCCCAAAGAGAAACUGUUUUAACUUUCAUAGAUCCUGAAGGAUCAGAAGUUGACAUAGUAGAAGAAAGAGAUUACACUGGAAUUAUCUCUUUUCCUGACUUCAAGAUUCCAUCCAAUCCAAAAUAUGGUGUGUGGACAAUUAAAGCUAAAUAUAAGGAGGACUUUUCAACAAGUGGAACCGCCUACUUUGAAAUCAAAGAAUAUGUCUUGCCACAUUUUUCCAUUUCAAUAGAACCAGAAAGUAAUUUCAUUGGUUACAAGAACUUUAAGAAUUUUGAAAUUACUAUAAAAGCAAGAUAUUUUUACAAUAAAGUAGUCACUGAGGCUGAAGUUUAUGUCUUUUUUGGAAUAAGAGAAGAUAUAAAAGAUGAUCGAAAAGAAAUGAUGCAAAAAGCAAUGCAAAACAAAAUGCUGAUAAAUGGAAUUGCACAAGUCACAUUUGAUUCCGAAACAGCAAUUAAAGAACUGUCAUAUAACAGUCUAGAAGAUUUAAAUGACAAGUACCUUUACAUUGCUGUAACAGUUGCAGAGGCUACAGGUGGAUUUUCUGAAGAGGCAGAAAUACCUGGCAUUAAAUAUGUCCUCUCCCCCUACACACUGAAUUUGGUUGCUACUCCUCUUUUCUUGAAGCCUGGGAUUCCAUAUUCCAUCAAGGUACAAGUUAAGGAUUCACUUGACCAACUGGUAGGAGGGGUCCCAGUCAUUCUGAAUGCACAAACAGUCACUGCAAACCAAGAGACAUCUGACUUGGAACCCAAGAAAAGUAUAACAAGUCUCAGUGAUGGAGUGGCUUCAUUUGUGGUUAACCUCCCAUCUGGAGUGACGGCGCUGGAGUUUCAAGUGCAAACUGAUGCCCCAGACCUUCCAGAAGAAAAUCAGGCCCAGAAAGAUUACCAAGCUAUGGCAUACUCGUCUGUCAGUGAAAGUUACCUUUAUAUUGACUGGACUGAAAACUACAAAGCUUUGCUUGUAGGAGAACAUCUGAAUAUCAUUGUUACUCCUAAAAGUCCAUAUAUUGACAAAAUAACUCAUUAUAAUUACUUGAUUUUAUCCAAGGGCAAAAUCGUACACUUUGGCACCAGGGAGAAACUUCCAGAUUCAUCUUAUCAAAGUAUAAACAUUCCAGUGACACAGAAUAUGGUCCCCUCAGCCCGACUCCUGGUCUAUUACAUUGUUACAGGAGAGCAGAGAGCAGAAUUAGUAUCUGAUUCGGUCUGGUUGAAUAUCGAAGAAAAGUGUGGCAACCAGCUGCAGGUUCAUCUGUCUCCAGAUGCAGUUGCUUAUUCUCCAGGCCAAACUGUGUCUCUGAACAUGGAAACCGAGUCAGCCUCAUGGGUAGCACUAUCAGCCGUGGACAGUGCUGUGUAUGGAGUCCAAGGAAAAGCCAAAAAGCCCAUGCAAAGAGUGUUUCAAGCUUUGGAAAAGAGUGACCUGGGCUGUGGGGCAGGUGGUGGCCGUGACAGCGCUGAUGUAUUCCAUCUAGCUGGACUCACCUUCAUCACCAAUGCAAAUGCAGAUGAGUCCCAAGAAAAUGAUAAGCCUUGUAAAGAAAUUCUCAGGCCAAGAAGAACUCUGCAAGAGAAAAUACAAGAACAAGCUGCUAAAUACAAACAUCCGGUGCCCAGGAGAUGUUGUUAUGAUGGAGCCCGUCGAAAUGACGAUGAAAACUGUGAGGAGAGAGUUGCACGGGUUACCAUAGGGCCACGCUGUAUCCAAGCUUUCAAUGAAUGUUGUAUCCUUGCAAACAAGAUCCGAGCUGAAAGCUCUCAUAAACCCAUCCAGUUGGGAAGGCUACAUAUAAAGACUCUACUACCAGUAACCAAGCCAGAAAUUCGGAGCUACUUUCCAGAGAGCUGGUUAUGGGAAGUUCACCAUGUUCCCAAAAGAGGAAAACAUGAUCUAAUAUUCUUUUGUCCUUCAAGUUAGUGUAAGACAUUUUGGUACUAAUAAAACAUGACAGGAAUUCCCUAAUAUGUAUCUACUUUGCUUUUCCUUUGGGCUGAAGGUAUAUGUGUUACUGAUGCUCUCAAGGCAAAGGUGUUCAAAGAUGUCUUCUUGGAAAUGAAUAUACCAUAUUCUGUUGUACGAGGGGAACAGAUCCAAUUGAAAGGAACUGUUUACAACUAUCGAACUUCUGGGAUGACGUUCUGUGUUAAAGUGUCUACUGUGGAGGGGAUCUGUACAUCAGGACACCCUGCCAUUGGCCAUCAGGGGACAAAGUCUUCCAAAUGUGAGCGUCAGCGAGUGGAGGGUUCUUCCAGCCACUUGGUGACCUUCAGCCUGCUUCCUCUGGAAAUUGGCCUCCAUAACAUCAACUUCACACUGGAGACUUCAUUGGGAAGAGAAAUCUUAGUAAAAAUAUUACGAGUAGUGCCAGAAGGGGUCAAAAGAGAAAGUUAUGCUGGUGUUACUCUGGACCCUAAGGGAAUUUACGGUACUGUUAGCAGGCGAAAGGAGUUUCCAUACAGGAUACCAUUAGAUAUGGUUCCAAAAACAAAUGUCAAAAGGAUUUUGAGUGUAAAAGGGAUGCUUAUAGGUGAGAUCCUGUCAACCGCCCUGAGUCAGGAAGGCAUCGAUAUCCUAACCCACCUCCCUGGGGGGAAUGCAGAGGCAGAGCUGAUGAGCAUGGUCCCAGUAUUCUAUGUCUUUCACUAUCUGGAGGCAGGAAAUCACUGGAACAUUUUUCAUCCUCACUCAUUAACUAAAAAACAGUACCUGAAGAAAAAAAUAAAAGAAGGGAUGGUGAGCAUCAUGUCCUACAAAAAUGCUGAUUAUUCAUACAGCAUGUGGAAGGGUGCAAGUGGUAGCACUUGGUUAACAGCUUUUGCUUUAAGAGUACUUGGACAAGUAAAUAAAUAUAUAGAGCAGAACCAAAACUCAAUUUGCAAUUCCUUAUUGUGGCUGGUUGAGAACUGCCAAUUAGAAAAUGGAUCUUUCAAGGAAAAUUCCCAAUAUCAACCAAUAAAAUUACAGGGUACCUUGCCUAUUGAAGCCCAAGAGAACACCUUAUAUAUGACAGCCUUUACUGUGAUUGGAAUUCGAAAGGCUUUUGAUAUCUGUCCCCUGGUGAAAAUCAGCACUGCUCUCACUAAAGCUGACACCUUUCUGCUUGAAAAUACCCUCCCAUCCGAGAACACCUUUACACUGGCCAUUGUGGCCUAUGCUCUUUCCCUGGGAGAUAAAACACAUCCACAGUUUCGUACCAUUGCUUCAGCCCUGAAGAAGAAAGCUUCGGUUAAAGGUGAUCCACCCAUUUACCGUUUUUGGAAAGACAGCCUCCAACUUAUAGACACCUCUGCACCUAAUGCUGGUACAGCAGGUAUGGUGGAAACCACUUCUUAUGCUUUACUCACCAGCCUGAACUUAAAAGAGAUGAAUUAUGUCAACCCAAUCAUCAAAUGGCUAUCAGAAGAGCAGAGGUAUGGAGGCGGCUUUUAUUCAACCCAGGAUACAAUUAAUGCCAUCGAGGGCUUGACAGAAUAUUCACUCCUCAUUAAACAACUCCAACUGAAUAUGGAUAUCAAUGUCUCCUACAAGCACAAAGGUGACUUCUAUCAUUACAAAGUGACAGACAAGAAUUUCCUUGGGAGAUCUGUGGAGGUGCCUCUCAAUGAUGACCUCAUCAUCAGUACAGGAUAUAGCAACGGCUUGGCUACAGUACAUGUAAAAACUGUAGUUCAUAAAACGAGUACCUCUGAGGAAGUUUGCAGCUUUUAUUUGAAAAUUGAUACCCAGGACAUUAAAGCAUCCAGAUACAGUGGCUUCAGUGACUCAGGAUACAAGCGCAUAGUAGCAUGUGCCAGCUACAAGCCCAGCAGGGAGGAAUCAUCAUCUGGGUCCUCCCAUGCGGUGAUGGAUAUCUCUCUGCCUACUGGAAUCAGUGCAAACCAAGAAGACUUACGAGCUCUUGUGGAGGGGGUGGAUCAACUAUUAACUGAUUACCAAGUCAAAGAGGGACAUGUUAUUUUGCAACUGAAUUCGAUUCCCUCCACUGAUUUCCUUUGUGUCCGAUUCCGGAUAUUUGAACUUUUUCAAGUUGGAUUUCUGAAUCCUGCUACUUUCACAGUAUAUGAAUAUCACAGACCAGAUAAACAAUGUACCAUGUUUUAUAGCACUUCUGACACCAAACUUCAGAAAGUCUGUGAAGGAGCAACAUGCAAGUGUGUAGAAGCUGACUGUGGGCAAAUGGAGAAAGAAUUGGAUCUGACAAUCUCUGCAGAUACUAGGAAAGAAACAGCAUGUAAACCAGAAAUUGCAUAUGCUUAUAAAGUUAGCAUCACAUCCAUCACAGAAGAAAAUGUUUUUGUCAAGUACACCGCAAGUCUCCUGGAUAUCUAUAAAGCAGGCGAAGCUGUUGCUGAGAAAGGCUCCGAAAUUACCUUCAUUAAAAAGAUAACCUGUGCUAAUGCUGCACUGGUGAAAGGAAGACAGUAUUUAAUUAUGGGUAAAGCAGCCCUCCAGAUAAAACACAAUUUCAGCUUCAAGUACAUCUACCCUUUGGAUUCCUCAACUUGGAUUGAAUAUUGGCCUACAGACACAACUUGUCCGUCGUGUCAAGCAUUUUUAGCUAAUUUAGAUGAGUUUACUGAAGACAUCUUUUUAAAUGGCUGUGAAAAUGCCUGAAAAAGUUCUGCAGGGUGUAGUUUUCACUUACUAACUCCUCUUGUUGAAGUUCCUCUUUUUUCUUCUUUUUUUUAACAUUCACAGCUGGACUUAUUUGGAAAGCUCACGUUCCUUAAAAUUAAUGGCAGUUGCUUUUAUUAAGGGACAAUUUUAAGAGCUGUAACUUUCUGAAAUAACAUGGCCUUCGAGUGGGGCAUGAAGACAGAUUCUCCAAGUUUACUGGACACUAAAAGCGAUAAACUGGAACACCUCCUAAAAUCUAUCACUUGUGAAUGUUUUCUGGGACCAAAAGAAUAGCCCCAUUGAAAUGGAGUAUCUUACAAAAACAUGGCCCUUGCUCCAAAGAAAAUACCACGGAACCAAAAACUGAUCAUUAAAGCUUGAUUCUGCUUUCAAAA